Brienomyrus brachyistius is the source of this 5246-nucleotide messenger RNA. RefSeq lists its product as uncharacterized. NCBI's taxonomy places the organism in Eukaryota, Metazoa, Chordata, Actinopteri, Osteoglossiformes, Mormyridae. The transcript has 6 exons. The coding region runs from base 2620 to 3885 and encodes 421 amino acids. The record is from RefSeq and is a predicted model, not a curated record.
UUUGUGUCGAGAGAUUUUUGGGAGUGAAAUGUUCUUCAGUGAAUGCAUUUAAUUUAAAUUUCUGUAUCCCUUUUGGUAUAACUAAGCAACUAAAAGUCAGAACUUAUAUGCUUUCUUUUGCUAUGGUGUCAAUAUCCCCCACUAAAUACUGUUAAAUACUUCAUGUGUUAAUAUACACAGGUGUUGACGUUUAUAAAAUAGUACAAUACAAUACUGGUGUAAAAACAUUAGAAAGUAUUUAGGCAUUACAGAAAAAAGAGGGAUUUUUCACCCCAAACGUGACCAGUAGAGGGCACUCACAGACCUACAUAAACAUUACCUCAAUGUAGAGCUCUGCGCGAGACUGUUUUUUAAAUCCUACUCCCGCUGAAUUUCUGACCAUUACCGCCCGCUCCUGUUAUCUAUCUGUCACUCUCGCCCGUUCCCGCAAUAUUUCUGUCCAAUCCCGCCCGCACCCGCAUAUCCAUUGACGGAUAUACUGUAUGAUGAAAUAAGUUUAUAUGCAUUAAAUAUCUUAAUUCAAUGGAACAAGAACUAAAUAAAGAAAACAAAUUCAACAAAAAUCUCUCAACUUUGAAUCGCAAAUGUAAACUGAGCCCAAAAACUAAUCAGAUGUGCAAAUAUCUGCAGUUAUUUAAAAAAAACAAUCCAUACAACAAAUGUUUAAAUAUCACAUUAUUAUAAACAAACAAGAGCAGCUUAAAAACAGAAAAGAACCCUGAACCUUAUUUCAAAGAACUACAUUUAAACUAGCUGAACAUCACAAUCUAAUACAAUGGCUCAGAACAAACAGGAAUAUAUAACACAAAAUAAAUGACAUCAUUUGCAUUCUCCAUCCUGCCAAAAAUCUUGGGACCCGAUGUCUAUUUUCAGCCGCCCGGUCCCGUCCGCGGAACCUUAAAACCGCCCGCUCCCGCGAGAUUUCCGUUGGGUCCCGCGGGAUCCCAGUCCCAAUGCUGGGCUCUAUCUCAGAGUUAUACACCGUAUCUCAGUUUGGAGUGCAACAGGAGAAAUAGCUUCAGAAUGAGCAGCAUAGAUAUGUGACCUGUAAAAACUGAAAUUAAGUGUGCGGGCGUUUGAAAUAACAGGUGUGGCUUAGAAUGUGUGUUUUAUUAGUUACAAGUCUUAAACAAUGGAAUGCUGUUUAUGGUGUACUCUAGACUUGAGCUAUGUGUUGUGUUGACUGUAACCCACCCUUGACCCAGAUCAGGGAUGGAUGGAUGGAUGGAUGGACAUCUUAUAUUAUAUGACUGUAUAGUGUAUGUGUCAUAUGAUUUAAGAUAUAAAUUCUCACUCUAUAAGUAGGCCGGGUUAUGACUAAAUAAACAAGGGAUUUACAUGAUUUUGCUCAAGUUCUGAAAACGUUAUAAAAAUAUAAAUUAUUAACAUGCUAAAAACAAUGGCCGCUCUUGUUAUGGGUCUACAGCUUUUCAAUCUUAAAUAUUAUGAGAACAGGCAUGCAAAACUCAGGGGAGGAGACGCAAGCACAUAGGUCGACAUUUGGGUAAGACUACUGGGAAAUGACACAUACCUGUACCUCUUACCGACGAAACCGCCUAAACUGGUUAAAUAAAACUGCCAAUUAACAUAUAAGAUCUACCUGCUAAUCAAGAAAUUCGCGUUUAUUAAAGGUGCUGUAGCCUACUAGAGACAAGCAGCGCACACACAAGGAAAGCCGACAACUUUCACCACGGUAAAACACUGUAUUCAGGACUUACACCACAAAGGGACAAAACUUACCAAAAUCAACAAAUACACAUAUUAAAGCAUGUGUGUUUUCAUGGUAAACCGAAUUCGAAAGUAUAAGGCAGAAAAUAUGUCAAUUAUUAUUAAAGCCUCAUUAUGUCGCCUCGAACUCAUCUGGCGUCACGCAAGAAAAUCUCACGGCAAAUCUAUAUUAUUCCAUUAUAAACCUAUAAUGAGCCACAUCCAAAGCGUUGAAGUAGUUAGCAAACCCUCCAGACUAUCUACAAGGUAAUAAACUCGUACAUACAUUUAGGCUAAAUGUGUUGCAGACGAAUUGAAAACUCACUCCGUGGUAACUUUAUUAUGCUUUAAUCUUAUUAUGCUUUCAUUUAGGCUACUAUUCCUCAUCAAAUAGAGAAGGAAGGAAAUAAAUAAUGAGCGCAUAGCUGUCAGGUAGUGUACCUCCCUUUACGAAAUACUCUGAAGGCGGGAGCAUAGCUAAUGAGUUGCCCAGAAACGAAACCCAGGCAGAUUCUGAUUCUGCUCUCUUUCCGUUUUCUUGAGUGAGAGCCCUUCACGUGUUUUCUACAUACACUGUCCAGCUCCGUCACUCCACCGGGAGAACCUGAAGAACGCCCAACCCUUAGGAAUGUGACAGAAGUGCGCAGGUGGUAUACACAAGGUACUGCACACCAAACCGGAAACUAAGCACCAACAGGGCAGUUGACAGCCUUCGCUUGGUGUGGAUGGUAGUGUGACGUGACUGUCCACCUUCUGCAAGACACCGGAAGGCUUUACCACACAGCCUUAACUGGCUUUUAAGCUAAUCAAGUCAUAAUAUUAUAAGUGAAACAAAAAGAGCGUUACAGUGGGAACGGCCAGAAGACGUUUCACUGACCAGCUGCUGUGCCGUCAUCCACCUCAGUACAGGACAUGGAAUGUUAUACAGUGAGAUUUAUAAUAAAUAAACAGAACAUACGCAAAAUAUCCCUGGAUAAAAAACCAGACACACUUGAGGAACUGAAGAUAAUACUCAGAGACAAAUUCAAUCUGGAACAUGAUUUCAAUUUAAUGUAUGAAGAUCCAGAGUUCAAUAAUGCGCUCUGCAACCUGGACGACAUAGCAGCUUUACCAGCACGAAGAGCUACAUUGAAGCUCAUUUCAUUAUUGCCCAUGACAUCUAGCCCUCCUUCCUCCACUCCUAGCUUGUCUGAUGAUACAGAGAUUCUGUCUUCACCCACUCCAACCAGACGAGAGAAAUGGCCGGAGUUUUUUGACGUCCCCAACUUUUCUGUGGAUGUGGAAUGCAGAUUGAGACAGGCAAACCUUGCCUUCACAAGAGACAAGAUAUACGCCAAUAUAACAAGGGACAUGAAGCACAGAAUACUGGAAAAGCUUGCUGAACAGAUGUACAAAUUUGAUGCCUACCCAGAUGACGAGCGAAUCCAUUCCGUGGCAUUAGCACUUAUAAGCAAACACCCCUGCCUCACUGAACCAGGCUCACCAAAUGGAUGCUCUGGCUGGAAAAACAGCUUAAAAUUCAAAAUGGGGAACUACCGCACUAAAAUGAGAAGGGCAGGGUGUGUAGACGUUUGUAUAAAUGGAGGCAAACAACGUGUUCCAGGAAUGCUAUCAAAAUGCCUCAAGAGGCCAAAGAGGUUUGAGGUGAAUUAUUUACCGGGUCUCCCAGAUGGGCAGAAUGAAGAGAGCCUGGAGGUUGAGAGGAAGGCCCUGGCUGAAGAAAUGAGAAAAAAGAUCUGCAGUGCAACUGCCAUUGCAUCAAAGAUGGAGCAGACCUUCCCAGUGCGUAGACGGGAGAUUGUGGAGACUGGAUCCCCAGUGCAGACAGUGAUGGAGAGGUGGCCAGCUCUUUUCACAGAAAAACAAGUGUAUGCGGAAUUUAACAGGAUAGCCACCACAAACCUGCGGACUGACUUUUUUGAUGCCUUGGACCGAUACACACCACGCCUCAUCACAAUCUUGAAGUCUAAGAGAGGAAAUGUUGGGCAGACAUUGACUGAGUUACUGAAACAAAUUAAUGUUGGGAAGCCAGAUGUUACAGCAAUGAGGUCCCUUGUUCUGAAAGGCCUCCCUGUUCUACUUGGUGAUGAUCCCGAUGACUUUUACAAGACCUGCUUUGAUAAUCACAACAACCUUUGUGGUUUAUAUUUACUGCGGAUGGAAACAGGAACUGCUUGAUGAAUGUGACAUAAUGGCCGCCAAACAGCAUAGAGAUAUUGGCAGCACCUGAGUCGUGGGUAAGGUUGUCGACAGUGUCUGCAGUGAGGCAAACAUUGAUUGGUCAUUGGCCAAAUGAAAAAGUGCACAGGAAGACUCUCCAUACUCAGAUAUAUUAGUUAGCAAUAGGUACUGUGUAGUUACAUCAGUGAAACCCAGAGACAAAAAGGGAAAGACAAACUUGCACUGUUCUCGCCAUGGUACUUAAACUGGAAACAGUCUACUUUCACUAGAUGUUUACCUGUUUGGAGGGUGUGAGGGUGAAGCUAUGCAAUUGUGAUGCAUAAGGCAGCGAGAAGUAUGAAUGGCAAAAGAGACAGCUGUGUUUGCAGUAGGAUUAAACAAGCCCGUAGACCUACAAUUCCCACUCAGUCAGGUGUUAUGUCAUACUCUCUUUAAAUCAGUACAAUGUAGCUGGUAACAAGGAAUGAGGCGGGGUGUGACACAAAAAGUAUACUUUUGUUUACAUCAGAAUGGUGGCCAUCAUGGCUGGAUCACAUGUUUACCGUGUCCAGUGUGAAACAUAAUAUUAUAUUGGUGGUUUUCUCUAGGAUUCAGAGAAUGAAGAGGCCUUCGGACAGAUGUCUGUCGGGUUGCUAACUUCAGUCAGAGAAGAUGCACCUCGAUGCUCCCCUAAUCUGCUCCACCUUGAUGCGCUCUCGAUGGCAAUCGUCAUCGAGGGAAGGAUCGUAAUGAGUGAUCUCCUCAACCUUCCACAAGCACUUUGUCUCCUGUUUGGGUUGUUGUAUUCUUUGCACUUAGAGUAUCCCAAGUCCAUGAAAAAUACUUUCAGCUUCAUUCAAAAAGUAAUGCUUGGCUUGGGAGAGAACAAGCUUUCACCGAAACUGCAAACACUAAAAAAUCUCUUGUUGAGUUAGAUUUUCAUGAUGUUAUGGCUACCUGAUUUACAAAUGUAACAAAAACCAUGAUUCUAUUUUCAUUGUGGUGUACCAGGGAGGUACAAGUAGUUCUGUAAUUCAAAAUGUGUCAUUAAUGGUUUGUUUAAAUGGUUUCAAACUAUGUGCAAUGUCUGACUAUGCAUUUUGCUAUAUCUUGUUCUUUUUUUUGAUACCACGAGGGACUAUAUGAUGUUGCAGGCUUAUUUUCAUGUGACGGCAAUGUGACAAAAGUAAGCAAAGGACAGAUUUUAUUUGGUGCAUAGACAAAACUGAAAUUGUAUAAAUAAUUUCAGGAAAGUGGAAAUUCAAAGUCCAUUAUAUUGCUCAUCUUUAUUUAAAUUUUGUCUUUUUCUUUUAUAUUGGGUCCCAUGCUGUUGGCUGCAAACUGCUAUGGGGAAAAUAAACUGAGUUUUAUGCAACAGC